Molecule: messenger RNA, 2051 nt
Organism: Lagenorhynchus albirostris (white-beaked dolphin)
Lineage: Eukaryota; Metazoa; Chordata; Mammalia; Artiodactyla; Delphinidae
Gene: FZD9
Product: frizzled class receptor 9
Exons: 1
Coding region: 1-1773 (590 amino acids)
Biological process (GO): non-canonical Wnt signaling pathway; canonical Wnt signaling pathway
Cellular component (GO): plasma membrane
Molecular function (GO): Wnt-protein binding; Wnt receptor activity
Source: RefSeq, a predicted model, not a curated record
AUGGCCGUGCCGCCGCUCCGCCGGGCGCUGCUGCUGUGGCAGCUGCUGGCGGCGGGCGGCGCGGCGCUGGAGAUCGGCCGCUUCGACCCGGAGCGCGGGCGCGGGCCGGCGCCGUGCCAGGCGGUGGAGAUCCCCAUGUGCCGCGGCAUCGGCUACAACCUGACCCGCAUGCCCAACCUGCUGGGCCACACGUCGCAGGGCGAGGCGGCCGCCGAGCUGGCCGAGUUCGCGCCUCUCGUGCAGUACGGCUGCCACAGCCACCUGCGCUUCUUCCUGUGCUCGCUCUACGCGCCCAUGUGCACCGACCAGGUCUCGACGCCCAUCCCCGCUUGCCGGCCCAUGUGCGAGCAGGCGCGCCUGCGCUGCGCGCCCAUCAUGGAGCAGUUCAACUUCGGCUGGCCGGACUCGCUGGACUGCGCCCGGCUGCCCACGCGCAACGACCCGCACGCGCUCUGCAUGGAGGCGCCCGAGAACGCCACGGCCGGCCCCGCCGAGCCCCACAAGGGCCUAGGCAUGCUGCCCGUGGCGCCGCGGCCCGCGCGGCCCCCCGGCGACGCCAUCCUAGGCGCCGCCGGCGGCACCUGUGAGAACCCCGAGAAGUUCCAGUACGUGGAGAAGAGCCGCUCGUGCGCGCCGCGCUGCGGGCCGGGCGUCGAGGUGUUCUGGUCGCGGCGCGACAAGGACUUCGCGCUCGUCUGGAUGGCCGUGUGGUCGGCGCUGUGCUUCUUCUCCACUGCCUUCACCGUGCUCACCUUCUUGCUGGAACCUCACCGCUUCCAGUACCCGGAGCGCCCCAUCAUUUUCCUUUCCAUGUGCUACAACGUCUACUCGCUAGCCUUCCUCAUCCGGGCUGUGGCUGGGGCCCAGAGCGUGGCUUGUGACCAGGAGGCGGGUGCGCUCUACGUGAUCCAGGAGGGCCUGGAGAACACGGGCUGCACCCUCGUCUUCCUGCUGCUCUACUACUUCGGCAUGGCCAGCUCGCUGUGGUGGGUGGUGCUGACCCUCACCUGGUUCCUGGCGGCCGGCAAGAAGUGGGGCCACGAGGCCAUUGAGGCCCACGGCAGCUACUUCCACAUGGCAGCCUGGGGGCUGCCGGCUCUCAAGACCAUCGUUAUCCUGACUCUGCGCAAGGUGGCAGGGGAUGAGCUGACCGGGCUCUGUUACGUGGCCAGCAUGGAUGCGGGGGCACUCACGGGCUUCGUGCUGGUACCCCUCUCCUGCUACCUGGUGCUGGGCACGAGCUUCCUCCUGACCGGCUUUGUGGCCCUCUUCCACAUCCGCAAGAUCAUGAAGACAGGGGGCACCAAUACGGAGAAGCUGGAGAAGCUCAUGGUCAAGAUUGGGGUCUUCUCCAUCCUCUACACUGUGCCCGCCACCUGCGUCAUUGUGUGCUACGUCUAUGAACGCCUCAACAUGGACUUCUGGCGCUUGCGGGCCACAGAGCAGCCCUGCUCGGCAGCCACCACGCCCGGCGGCUGGAGGGACUGCUCGCUGCAAGGGGGCUCAGUGCCCACCGUGGCUGUCUUUAUGCUCAAAAUCUUCAUGUCGCUGGUGGUGGGCAUCACCAGCGGCGUCUGGGUAUGGAGCUCCAAGACUUUCCAGACCUGGCAGAGCCUGUGCCACCGCAAGAUGGCAGCUGGCCGGGCACGGGCAAAGACCUGCCGGGCCCCCGGGGGCUAUGGCCGUGGCACCCACUGCCACUAUAAGGCCCCCACCGUGGUCUUGCACAUGACUAAGACGGAUCCUUCUCUGGAGAACCCCACACACCUCUAGGGACACAGGCCUGCGUGGGGAGGCUGUUGCCCCCUCCUAGCCCCCCUCCGGAGGAGACAGCUGACUAGCAGCUGCCCAGCUGUCAAGGUCAGGCAAGUGAGUGCGAGGGGCCGAGGACCAGGGCGGGGAGACUCUCGUUCAACCCUCACUUGUCAGGACCCAGUGAGGCUCACUCCCCUGUCGCCUAGUGCAAGGGGGUGGGCCUGGCUGAGUCCCCCGCAGGGCCCUGGGGGUGGGGGCAUGUGGAGAGGAGGAGGGGUAGAAGGGGGUGUGGUCCA